Molecule: messenger RNA, 822 nt
Organism: Volvox carteri f. nagariensis
Lineage: Eukaryota; Viridiplantae; Chlorophyta; Chlorophyceae; Chlamydomonadales; Volvocaceae
Exons: 2
Source: RefSeq, a predicted model, not a curated record
AUGGCGGGUGUGGCGUUGGCGGUGGGUGUGGCGGCUGCGGGAGGUGCGGUGGCAUUGGUGACGUGUGUUGUGGCAUUUUCCUUGGCGGCGUUGGAGUUGGCGUUGGCGGGUGUGGCGUUGGCGGCGGGUGUGGCUGCGGUGGAGGUGGUGGCUAUGGAUGUGACGGUGGCGGUGACGGUGGCGGCGACGAUGGCGGGUGUGGCGUUGGCGGCGGGUGUGGCGGCUGCGGGAGGUGCGGUGGCAUUGGUGACGUGUGUGGUGGCAUUUGCCUUGGCGGCGUUAGAGUUGGCGUUGGCGGGUGUGGCGUUGGCGGCGGGUGUGGUUGCGGUGGAGGUGGUGGCUAUGGAUGUGACGGUGGCGGUGACGGUGGCGGCGACGAUGGCGGGUGUGGCGGUGGCGGUGGGUUUGGCGGCUGCGGGAGUUGGCGUUGGCGGGUGUGGCGUUGGCGGCGGGUGUGGCUGCGGUGGCGGUAAUUGUGGUGGCGGCGACGAUGGCGGGUGUGGCGGUGGCGGUGGGUGUGGCGGCUGCGGGAGGUGCGGUGGCAUUGGUGACGUGUGUGGUUUCAUUUGCCUGGCGGCGUUGGAGUUGGCGUUGGCGGGUGUGGUGUUGGCGGCGGGUGUGGCUGCGGUGGCGGUAAUUGUGGUGGCGGCGACGGUUGUGGGUAUGGCGUUUGCGGCGGGUGUGGCGGCUGCGGCAGGUGCAAUGGCAUCGGUGACGGGAGUGGUUGCAAUUGCCUUGACGGCGUUGGAGUUGUCGUUGGCGGGUGUGGCGUUGGCGGCGGGUGUGGCUGCGGUGGCGGUAAAUGUGGUGGCGGCGACGGUG